AUGAUCGCUGGUCCUAGAGCUAAGAUCACUGAUUUUGGCAUGUCCAAGCUUGCCACAGUCAAUCCUCGGAUGACAGCCUUGACCCUGUGCCCAGGUAACAUCCUUUACAUGUCACCUGAAGCUCUUGACGAUGCAAAGGUUUACACAGCCAAGCUAGACAUCUUCUCCUUUGGUGUAAUAGUCAUCCAGAUCUUGACCAGGCAGUUCCCCAAUCCCACCGACCGAUUUCGCUCUGUUUGGACGGCUUCCACUGAGGACUCCGAAGAUGAGACAGUGGAUGUUCGGCAGGUUGUUCCUGACAGGGAACGACGCAAGCAACACCUCCAGUUCAUUCCAGACAGCCACUCACUAAAACCACUAGCCCUUCAGUGCCUCAAAAGGAGAGAGAGACUGCGUCCAUCAGCUAUAGAGCUCUGUGAGAAUAUUACUGAGCUAAAGGAGUCCCCUCAGUAUGGGGAGAGCCUAGAGCAGGUGCAACAUACUAACAGCAGCAUCAUCCAGCGACAGAUUGAAACUGAGCAUCGGGCAGAGAUGGCAGAGCUACAGGCAGUGAUAUGUGACAAAGACAAGAAGCUCCAAGAUUGCCGCAGGUUGGUACGCAGCUUGGAAACGCGGCUUCAAGGAUCCAGGCAAACUCUCGAGGACAAGAACAGGGAGCUGUGGGCGAAGGAGACUGAAUUGAUAACCUUGAGUGGGGUGAUGAGAAGACAAGAGAGGGAGCUGCAAGAGAUGCAGCAGAAACUUCGUGGAGGUGAAAGGAUGGAAGUAUUAAAGUUGACAGAGAGCACUUCAAAUGAUACAGUUAGCAAAAGUAAGCCAGAGCUGUGCGAGACACCGCAAAAAGAUACGUUAAUCGUUGUACAAAAGAACAAAGAAGAUUUGAAUGUAAUGCCGGUGCCGACCUCAUCAGUGGAGGAGCACAGGCAGGUGGAGGAUGAACCAGUCAUUAUUGACCUACCACCAGAUCACCCUGUCAGACUAUUGGAGGCAGCAGGUGGUAGGAGAAGUGUCAGGGCUAUGACAUGGACGAGGAGCAAGAGUGCACCAGAGAAGCUGAGGAGGGGGGCAACUGUGGUGCAUGGGAACAAGGCCUAUUUCAGACCUGCCAACUCAGUCAAAGCCUACUGCUACGAUAACAUAGUUGGGAUACAGCACUGGUCCCAGCUGCCCGAGAACCCAAAUACUAACUGUGGCCUGGUUUUUCUCGAUCACCUCACUACUGUUGGUGGCAUUGGUUACAACAGUCCUACAAAUGUCCUCCUUAGUCUUGUCGACGGAAAGAAGGAAAAAGAGUGGCGCGAGAUCUUUCCUCACAUGGCCAUACCACGAUACGGUGCAGCAUGUAUCACAACUGAGAAGGCUUUGGUGGUAGCAGGAGGUCUUGCAGCUGACGAAGGACUCAACACUGUCGAGGUUAUGAGAACUGACACCAAACAAUGGAGCAUAGUGUGCUCUCUCCCACGCAAGUGCUCGUGGAUGUCCCCUGCCAUUAUGGGAGACAUGCUCUACCUAGCUGGUGGCUUCAUACAGGACAAGCCUUCCAACUGUGUCCUUUCCUGCACAGUUUCUAAUCUCCUGACGUCGUCCACUUUUGGGUCCAAGAUACUGUGGAGUCUUUCUAGUAGUCUCGGAGCAUGGAAGGAAGCAAGCCAUGUCCCUGUAACUCGUUCAACUCUUGCUUUGUUUGGUGGGAAUCUCCUGGCUAUUGGUGGGGAGGAUGACUCAGAGAAACCUACUGCCGUCGUCUACGGAUAUGACCCCACCACUGACUCAUGGAACAGAGUCACUCAGAUGAAAGACAGGCGAUCCUGGUGCCUUGCAGCCACACUCCCUGAAAACAGGCUGGUGGUAGUAGGAGGAUUUACUGAUAGAGAUGGUGACAUUACCUGUAGUGUUGAGGUUUUGAACUGA
This is a messenger RNA of Geodia barretti, 1911 nucleotides long. The record is from the annotation of a GenBank genome assembly. NCBI's taxonomy places the organism in Eukaryota, Metazoa, Porifera, Demospongiae, Tetractinellida, Geodiidae.